UGGGGAGUGGCAAAGGCAAAGUGGCCGGUAAAAGACUUUAACUGUGUCUAACUUACUACAAAACUUUGUCAGUGGGAUCUCUUAGACAGUAACACAUAGCUGAACGUGGAAGAGAUGAGCAAUCAAGAGGUAGUCACGGUAAAUGUUGGAGGUACAAAGUUCACCACAUUUCCCUCAACGUUGAUGAGAUUUCCAGAGUCCAGGCUGGCGCACAUGUUGGAUGGCAGUGAUCGUGAGUUUAGGAUGGUGAAUGGUCAAGUCUUUGUAGACAGAGAUGGGACUUUGUUUAGCUAUAUUCUUGAUUUCUUGAGGACGUCCCAGCUCUCCCUACCUCCUGACUUCUCAGAUUACGAGAGACUGCAAAGAGAAGCAGAAUUUUACCAACUUCAAAACCUGGCAGAUUUGCUUGGCCAUGAGAGCUUUUAUCUGCCUAGACUGGAGAUCCUGGAAGUGCGAUUUCUUGUCCAGGAAACCCACUCUUAUUUCCGCAUCUUUUGCUCAUGUAGUAGCACUAUUGAAAUGCUGGCAGACCGGGUUAUAAUGUAUGUGGAGCAACCGAUCGGAGGACAGAGCUGGACCUUUCCAUUCUCGGCACAAAAACCACUGGCACCGGUGCCUCUACAAAGACCCUCACAUCAUGACCUCAUAUUCCAGUGUGGAACAGACUAUGCCACUGGAGAUCAGUUUGGAGCCAGGUGAUUACCAUUCAAAAUAUGUAAUUAAACACAGCUGUGAGUGAUUUAAUAGUGUUUAACAGGGUGAAUAAAGGAAGAGAGGAAUCCUCACCAACAAACAGGUCCCUGAAUUUAUUGAAAUCUUUUUAAUGGACAAUAUUUAUUUGUGUAUAGUUCAUAUGUUACACGAGUAGAAAAAUACCACCAGAUCUCCAACUGUAACUCCCCCAAAAAUAUUACCAGCCACUUAUACUUUUGGCAGUCAGUGGAAUAGGAGAGCAUAUGUUACCAUAGGACUGGUAACAACUGAAAGCCCGACAUUUUAUUAAGUAAUAGAUUUAUAUUUAUACAUAUAUAUAUAUUUUUAGUAAUGGAUGUAGGCAUACUGUAAGACACUUGAUAAUUUAAUCUAUCCAUCUAGCUUUGCAAAAGUAAAAUGUUGUUUUAUAGUUGGUGCAGAAAUUGUUAAAAAAAUUAAUUUAUUUAGGAGUAUGGAUACUAAUUGCAAUGCAGAGGUAGGACGAAAUACCAAUAUAUUUAGGAAUAUUAGGAACUGCCACUUACUCUGUUUUUUUUUUGUUUUUUUUUAUACGACAUUUACUCAUCCCUAUAUUUAACUUAUAUGUAUUUGUGAGGUGUAAAAAAGUUUAAUUAAAUUUAGGAACCACACCUAUUUCUCCUACAAUUGGGUGCCUCCAUCUUAGCUCCCUGUCAAUCAUUGUUGCAAGCUCUACUGGAAGUCCGCAUAGAGAAAGCAUACAGAGAAGAGAUGAAAUAACACUAUUUCUAUUUCUACUCUUCUUGUUUUGUCAUGGUUUUGCCUUGUCUAGACUGGAUUAUAGAUGUGAAGAAAACAGUGUAGUAACUCUUAUUAUUCACUAGUGUAAAUUUGAAAGGAAUAAAAUUAAAAAGACAGUUGCCCUUUAAUAUGAAUAUUAAAGUAACCUAAUCAUCUAAAAAAAAGGUUUCAUUCAAAUUAAAUUUGAGGCUUUACUGCAAAAUAAAUAAAGUAAAUUCUGAGAAUAAUGUCUGGAUUGUCCAGUCCAAUGCCACCCGUAACGGUAUUUAAUAUGGGUUAUUAGAAGGGGCAACAUAAUCAGUUCAUUUCAAAUAUUCUCAAGUAUGUUCACCAACCCACUUAUACUCUGUUACACUAACUCUGUAUGGCUUCCUAAAUAAGAAUAUCAAACUCCCCCAGCAGAAUCUAGCUCAUAGAAUCGAUUACAUUUACCUUCCUAGAGUUCUAGAGAUGUAGGACUAUAUUCACUACACAGGGCAUUGUGGGGAUUCUGAAUAAUUAAAGGUACGUUCCAAACAUCUAAAGUCGUUCUUUUUUUUAUUUUUUUUUAUUUUACAACAGGUGCUAUCAGACAACUGGUCCUAUUACUUUGUGAUUGUUUAGCUCAGUGGAGUUAAAGGACCACUCCAAAUGAAUUAUUAAUUUUAAAAUAAAAUUCAUUAUUUAGUAGACAUACUGAUCUGUGGUCUGUGAAGGAGCUGAACUGAGGUGUGAAGAUGCUGCUGUGAGAUCUGUGCGUCUGUCUAGGGGAGCUAAUGCAAGAAGGCCGUAAACCUACCUGGCUGUUUGAUUGACAGUCAGGCUGGUGUUUCAUGAUUUAUUCCUAAAAGUGCCGAUUUCUCAUAGAAAAGGGCACUUUUAUAAACUGGGCUAAAAAUAGGAUACCCCUCAGCUGGAGCACUUUAUGGGUUGGGACUGGCCCUUUAAACUUAAGAGGCAGACGAUUACUUAGAGCGCCUGCAUUGCAAAGACUUCUUACUGAGCUGCAUUGGGGACAGCCACAGAAAGUCUGAGCUGGGUUAGAAGGGAGAAGAGUUUGCACAGGGACCAGACCAGCUGUUUGUAAGUAAACCACAAUGAAAAAGAAAUGCAUAUUUAUUUUUUAUUUUAUUUAUUUGGGCAGUGAAGUGUCCCUUUUGGGAAUUGAGAUGUUUUGCCCAAAAUAGCUGUUCUAGAAAUAAAUAAUCUUUUAUUAUUUUUCAACAUUGGCUAUAUUAGGCGUGUAUCUUCCUAUCAGCUAUUGUGACCUACAUGUUGCAAUUAUCUUGUUAAUUGCCUGGUAAGUAUUUUCUAUGACAUAUGGCAAGAGCUUCACUAAUCAUGCAUUUCUCGUUGGAUAGGUAUGUCUCCAUAAAACCUGAUCAAAGGAAACUGUUAAAUGGGACCAAUGUUCUCGGACUCUUGCUGGAUAUUUUACUAAAGGAGGGCUUCGGUCUGAUUAGCACUAGGUCUGUGGCAUCUGAAGAGAAGGUGGAGUGCUAUACAUUUCAGAGGAAGAAGAGAGCGGAAGUGUUCACAGUUAAUGAAGCUCCUAAACCGGAAAACAAUGUACAAAUACAAGGGAAGCAAGUCAAGUCGAACAAAAAGAGAUGAAGUCUCAGCAACCAUUUCAUCAAUAUCAUUUUACCAUUCUAUCACAUCAUUUUAGUUAUACUGAUGAGGUGUUACUUUAUAGACAAUGCAAUGUCAUCCAAGGGUGACCUUGUAUGGACAUGUUAUGUCUGGACUAUAAUACUGCUAACACAGUUAGUUGAUAGCGAUGAUGGACUUUGCACAAGGAAGCAGGUUAUCAGCUCUUUGCCCCAACAUGAUUUCGUCUACACUAUGCUAGCAAAUGUAUAGAUUUAUUUAUAGAAUAUUAUUUGCUACCGUGCCAUUACCAUAGAGUUUUGAAUUUUAGUUACGCUGAUCAGAAAUGUGUGCACCUGCAGCAAAUCACACAAUGCACAUGUCCAGAAUGCUAUGUGAGCAGCUUAAAUCAGGAACUGAGUCGUGUGCCAUGUGGGAUCCACCCUUUGUCAGUCGGUGAUGGUGGAAAGUUUUGGUAGAAUAUAUAUCAAUAUUAACCUACCAAAAACUUUUGCCCCAUUGGUCAUCAUCAGCCACCUCCUUUAAUCUGCACAUCUUACUGAACAGAACAAG
This is a messenger RNA of Pelobates cultripes (western spadefoot toad), 3615 nucleotides long. The record is from the annotation of a GenBank genome assembly. Lineage: Eukaryota; Metazoa; Chordata; Amphibia; Anura; Pelobatidae.